This is a messenger RNA of Nicotiana tabacum (common tobacco), 809 nucleotides long. RefSeq lists its product as uncharacterized. The record is from RefSeq and is a predicted model, not a curated record. Lineage: Eukaryota; Viridiplantae; Streptophyta; Magnoliopsida; Solanales; Solanaceae.
UAUUUGCAUAAAAUACAAAUGCACUUUAUGAAUACUCCAAUUGAGGUCAAAUAUAUAGAAACCAAAUGAAAUAGGAGUAAUAGCUAAUUUAGUUAUCAUCCUCUCCAGCUACUCAAGAGUCAUGGCCCUUUAAAAUUUCCAUUACAUCAUUUCCCACCAAUAACUCCAUCACUCAAAAUUCCACUAGUAGUAAAGCUCUAGGAGUUUUUCUUUUUGAGUUGAAUUUGCCAGUGUCACAAACAAAAAGCCAUAAAUCCAAUCUUUCUCUGAAUCCCGUGUCUUCAAAUACAUAUAUACUCGAUCUAUAAAUGCAUUAUUGUUAUGGCCUCUUCUGAAUCUUCGUCCGCAUAUUCAUAUGCAGAGCCAAGCAACGAGAAUUCGUUAAACAAGCGGCGGCGUUGUUUCUGCUUCCCAUCUUUCAGUUCUACAAAUCAAUUAACAAGGCGUGUUAACUUGGACUGGUGGCAUAAGAUACGCAGCGGCGCGGUCAAGGAAGGCUCUGUAUGGGCCAAAGGAAUCAACGCUCUAAAGAAGCUUCGAGAAUGGUCGGAGAUCGUGGCCGGACCAAGAUGGAAGACUUUCAUCCGACGGUUCAAUCGGAACAAAAGCGGGAGAAAUGCGAAAUUCCAAUAUGACCCUCUGAGUUACUCACUCAACUUCGAUGAAGGGCCUGGGAAUAACAAAGAGGAGGAAGAAGAGUAUGUGCUGCGGAAUUUCUCCACCAGAUACGCUUCAGCUUCAAUUUCGCCACCUGGUAAGGUAUCCAUGGAUCUCGGCAAAGAUGGGCCCAGUUUCGUUUGAGUGAGAAA